Messenger RNA from Theobroma umbraticum, 2326 nucleotides. Its product is annotated as Remorin family protein. Lineage: Eukaryota; Viridiplantae; Streptophyta; Magnoliopsida; Malvales; Malvaceae. The record is from RefSeq and is a predicted model, not a curated record.
UCCUCUUGUCAUUUCUCUGCUUUAAAGGCAGGAUCGCAGCAGUGCAGCACAGAACUGAUGACUCAAGAGUCAAGGGUUCUUCUUUCUUUUUUUUUUUUUCCCCCUCUUCUUGUAGUAUUAAAUUAUGUUCACCUCCCAAAGUCCCUCUUCUUUUGAUGAAGUACUGUUUCGUCUCCUAGCUUAUCUAAUUCUGUGAGACUAGGACAAGGUGUCACUGUUGUUUCAUUUUGAGAGGGGAGCAUUCAGACAGAGAUCAAACCUUUGUUAGGUGUUUAUGCCAUGUGGGUCUCAUUGCCAGUGUAUUGGUCCAUAGUUUCUAGUAGUCAAAGCUUUUUCCUUGUUUAGCUAACACAGUUCAACUCCUUCUCCAAUCGCUUUCUCAUGACACGUUUGAAGUAGUAUAUCAAAACUGAUGCAUCUGGGCAAACCCACUUGACCAAGUUACCGAAAAAAAAUUGUUGCACAUCCAAGAAAAUUCUUCUAGCCAAGCACAAAAUCAGUUAUCUUCAACAAAACAUGGAUCUUGCAAGUCCCAAAUACUUUCAAGCCCCACCUUUAUUUCCAUCUAAUGGGGAACCACCGCUGGAGACUAGUGCAAGCCUUUAUGGAGAAAGCAAGGACAACCCAUUUGCAGACACUUUCCCUGACCCACUUUGCGAGCUUAAUCUCAAGGAGACAUCCGACUUUGUCAAGUCAUUCCCAAUGGCAGCUUCAAACAACAAAACAGAUAACAGAGGAGGGUUUUUGGAUGUUUCAAUUCAGAGAAGGAGAGGAGUGAACUCGGUCACUACACGGAGGAGAGUUUUGGAAGCUCCUUCUACACCAGGUAGGCCAGUUUUCAGCUUCAGUGGUGGCAAUUUUGCCAGAAAGAGCUUUCCUUCAAAGUGGGAAGAUGCAGAGAAAUGGUUGAUCAGCAGUUCUUGUCAUGAGUCUCCUGCUCAUACCAUCAAGCCACCACCAGAGUCAUCAAAGAUGGCUAAACAAUUUGAUAACUUUAAGCAACAAACUCAUGUAUUUGCGGAGAAAUCAAGGGUCAUCGAGGAAAAUGUUACUAAGGUUGUCACAAGCUUUAACCCAACCAGCGGCUUUGGUGGAAUCCCAGGGUCUACAGAGGUCCUUCUAAAAGAUAAGUUCACGGAUGAGGUAGAACCGAUUUUACCAAAUUUCAGAUGCUCCGAGCCCUCAAGAGAGGGGUUUCUUUUCAGGAACUCAGUAUGUGAAACCAUGAAAGAUGCAGGCACUGAAGUAUUCCAUGGGGUUAAACAUAAAGAUGUUGGGACAGAAAUGACUCCUCUAGGAAGUUCCACAACUUCUAGAUGCCACACACCAUUCAAGAGCUCAUCGCCUGCACGUCAUAACACACCUGCUAAUAGGUCUGGUCCAUUGGCAUCCGCCAAUUCCAAUAGUUCCAAUAGCACGAUUGACAUUUCCCAGCUGCAAGAGUGUCAUUUAGCUAAGCUACAACUUGGGACGCAAUAUGACUCCAUCACAUCGAAUUGGAGCUCAAGGGAAGAGGAGGAGGAAGAAGUGUCAAAGAGCCUUAGACAUUUCGAGACCGACAGCGCAUGCCGGAAAAGUGUUUCUGAUUCGAGAGCUGCGGCGUGGGAGGAAGAGGAAAGGACAAAAUGCUGCCAGAGGUAUCAGAGAGAGGAAGCAAAAAUCCAAGCUUGGGUGAACCUCCAAAGUGCCAAAGCAGAAGCUCAAUCAAGAAAGCUUGAGGUGAAAAUACAAAAGAUGAGAUCGAACUUAGAAGAGAAAUUAAUGAAGAGAAUGGCAGUUGUUCAUCGAAAAGCAGAGGAAUGGAGAGCAGCGGCCCAGCAACAACACGCUGAGCAAACGCAAAGGGCAACCGAGCAGGCACAGAAAAUGAACCGAAACAACUCCCUUAUUUCUGGCCACAGCUCGUGUGGUUGCUUCCCCUGCAAUAACAGCCCCUAAUGAAGAUUCAAAACACAGAUCAUCUCCAAUCCCCAUUGUGUAUCUCUUGAUUCUAGGAAAACCCAAAACCUCAAUUCUUGCAAAGCUAUUGUGUAGAAAAAUCACAUCAAUAGCAGUAGCAAGCAUCAACAGGACUAUUAAAAAUGGGAUCAUCUUCUCAAAAAGGUUUCACCAUUUUGAUACAAGUGGUACAAAUAUUGCCUUGUCCAAUGUCAUGCUGUGCCAAUAACAUGACGAUUGUUGUGCCAACAGCUUACCUCUAUCUUCAAAUUGUUUUGGUUGUGACCCACCACAAGGAACUCGUCUUUUUUUUUUCCUUUAACAAGCACAAGAAACUUUUCUGCUUGUGGACCAAUUCUUUUAUCAGUCGUUUGUAAAUUCUUUCCCC